GGCCGCAGCCUCGCCGCCGCCCGCGGGCCCGUCCGCCGCCGGGGCCCGGCCCGUCCCCGCAGCCGCCCGGCCAUGUGACCGCGCCGCCGCCCUCCGCCCGCCCGCCCGCCGCGCGCCCGCGGCUCGGCCGCAGCCUAGGCCGCCGAGGGAGCGGGGGGCCGGCGCCAUGGCCGAGCGGGGCCGCUUCGGCCUCCCCGGCGCGCCCGGCGCGCUCAACACGCCGGUGCCCAUGAACCUGUUCGCCACCUGGGAGGUGGACGGCUCCAGCCCCAACUGCGUGCCCAGGUUGUGCAGCCUGACCCUGAAGAAGCUGGUGGUCCUCCAGGAGCUGGAGAAGGAGCGUAUCUCCGUGGUGAUCGCUGUGAAGAUGCAGGGCUCCAAGCGGGUGCUGCGGUCUCACGAGAUUGUGCUGCCCCCCAGUGGACAAGUGGAGACCGACCUGGCCCUGACCUUCUCCCUGCAGUACCCGCACUUCCUGAAGAGAGAGGGCAACAAGCUCCAGGUGCUGCUGCAGCGCAGAAAGCGCUACAAGAACCGCACCAUCCUGGGCUACAAGACGCUGGCCGCUGGCUCCAUCAACAUGGCCGAGGUGAUGCAACUGCCCUCGGAGGGCGGCCAGGUGCUCAGCCUCUGCAGCAGCGUCAAAGAGGCCCUGGGCAAGGUGGCCGAGGUCUGGAUUGUGUCCCUGUGCAGCCAGCCCGUCGACUACGAGGACAGUGCCAUGCAGGCCGGCCCCAAGGCCAAGUCCACAGACAACUACUCUGAGGAAGAGGAUGACAGCUUUUCCUCGGAGCAGGAGGCCAGUGACGAUGCUGUGCAGGGCCAGGACUUGGAUGAGGAUGACUUCGACGUGGGCAAACCUAAACCGCCGCGGCGGACAGCAGUGAGAACAGCAUCCAUGACCAGGCAGCAGAACUUCAAGCAGAAGGUGGUGGCGCUGCUGCGAAGGUUUAAAGUCUCUGAUGAGGUCCUGGACUCUGAGCAGGACCCCACAGAACAUGUCCCCGAGGGGGAGGAAGACUUGGACCUUCUGUAUGACACGCUGGACAUGGAGAACCCCAGCGACAGUGGCCCCGACAUGGAGGAUGAUGACAGUGUCCUUAGCACCCCCAAGCCGAAGCUCAGGCCGUACUUCGAGGGCAUGUCGCACUCCAGCUCGCAGACCGAGGUGGGCAGCAUCCACAGUGGCAGGAGUCACAAGGAGCCCCCCAGCCCGCCCUCGUUGGCUGGGCCUGAGUCCUGUCACACACCCCAGGUUGACGUGCCUGAGAAGAGCCGCUCCCCAGGAGGCAAGCAACCCAGUGAAGGUGUCCCUGACCCCACGGGUCUUGGCAUGCCGGACCCUCAGGAGCAGCCGGGGCAGACGGAGCACAGCCCCGAGCCCGAGACACCAACCCUAGAUGUCUUCACGGAGAAGCUGCCACCCACCGGGAGGAUCACCAAGACCGAGUCACUGGUCAUCCCCUCCACCAGGUCGGAAGUGAAACACGCGGGCCGCCGGGGCAGGAGCACGUCAUUGAAGGAGCGACAGCCAGUACGGCCGCAGAGCGAGCGGGCCAACAGCCUGGACAGUGAACGCUGCCCAGACACGCGGAGCCAGCUGCAGAUCCCCAGGAAGACCGUGUAUGACCAGCUGAACCAUAUUCUGGUAUCUGACGACCAGCUCCCGGAGAGCAUCAUCCUGGUCAACACCUCCGACUGGCAGGGGCAGUUCCUGUCAGACGUGCUGCGGGGGCAUACGCUGCCCGUGGUGUGCACCUGUUCUGCCGCAGAUGUGCAGGCUGCCUUCAGCACCAUUGUCUCACGGAUCCAGCGAUACUGCAACUGCAACUCGCAGCCCCCGACGCCUGUCAAGAUUGCAGUGGCGGGCGCGCAGCACUACCUCAGCGCUGUCCUGCGGCUCUUUGUGGAGCAGCUGACCCAUAAGACGCCCGACUGGCUGGGCUACAUGCGUUUCCUGGUCAUCCCCCUGGGCUCCCACCCUGUGGCCAGGUACCUAGGCUCUGUUGACCACCGCUACAACAACUUCUUCCAGGACCUGGCCUGGAGGGACCUGUUCAGCAAGCUGGAGGCCCAGGGUGCUGUGCAGGACACUCUAGACAUCGUGUCGCGCAUCACGCAGUACAUCUCUGGGGCCAACUGCGCUCACCAGCUGCCCAUCGCGGAGGCCAUGCUGACCUACAAGCAGAAGAGCCCAGAUGAAGAGUCCUCCCAAAGGUUCAUUCCCUUUGUUGGGGUCGUGAAGGUUGGCAUAGUAGAGCCGUCCUCCGCCACCUCAGGCGACUCAGAUGAUGCAGCCCCCUCGGGCUCCGGCGCCCUGUCCUCAACCCCGCCGUCCACCUCUCCUGCUGCCAAGGAGGCCUCCCCAACGCCCCCCUCCUCCCCGUCGGUGAGCGGGGGCCUGUCAUCUUCCAGCCAGGGCCUCGGCGCUGAGCUGAUGGGGCUGCAGGUGGACUACUGGACAGCAGCCCAGCCCGCAGACAGGAAGAGAGAUGCCGAGAAGAAGGACCUGCCUGCCGCCAAAAGCACGCUCAAGUGCACCUUCCGGUCCCUGCAGGUCAGCAGGCUGCCCAGCAGCGGAGAGGCCGCAGCCACGCCCACUAUGUCCAUGACUGUGGUCACCAAGGAGAAGAACAAGAAGGUGAUGUUCUUGCCCAAGAAGACAAAGGACAAAGACUUGGAGUCCAAGAGCCAGUGCAUUGAGGGCAUCAGCCGGCUCAUCUGCACAGCCAAGCACCAGCAGAACAUGCUGCGGGUGCUCAUCGACGGCGUAGAGUGCACCGAUGUCAAGUUCUUCCAGCUGGCUGCCCAGUGGUCUUCCCACGUGAAGCACUUCCCCAUCUGCAUCUUCGGACACUCCAAGGCCCCCUUCUAGCCCCACCCACCUGCUAGCCCCACCCCU
Messenger RNA from Ochotona princeps (American pika), 2902 nucleotides. It is a transcript of the gene PACS2, whose product is annotated as phosphofurin acidic cluster sorting protein 2. The transcript has 25 exons. Gene Ontology annotation, biological process: protein localization to plasma membrane. Bases 167 to 2875 code for a protein of 902 amino acids. Gene Ontology annotation, molecular function: transmembrane transporter binding. NCBI's taxonomy places the organism in Eukaryota, Metazoa, Chordata, Mammalia, Lagomorpha, Ochotonidae. The record is from RefSeq and is a predicted model, not a curated record.